This is a messenger RNA of Drechmeria coniospora, 3687 nucleotides long. RefSeq lists its product as uncharacterized. Lineage: Eukaryota; Fungi; Ascomycota; Sordariomycetes; Hypocreales; Ophiocordycipitaceae. The record is from RefSeq and is a predicted model, not a curated record. The coding region runs from base 1 to 3687 and encodes 1228 amino acids. The transcript has a single exon.
AUGUGGCGGCUACGUCGUUGGACUAUGAAAGCUGCUGUGGCAUGGACUCUCGUGUCUAAUUCAUUAGGCACCGGUGCCUAUGCCGAUUCCAAUGGCGCAGCUUCUCUUGCUCAACAUGAUCCAGACCAUCCACACUGCCCUUCAGAAUGUUUGGCCGAUUCUUCCACAGAAUGGGCCAGUCAUUCUUCUGUGGAAGGACUAGCCGGAUGCAAGGAGCCUGUACGACUCGAUUUGACGUUGAGAACGUCCGUGGACGACGGUUCAAGUCCCUUGCUCGUUCGCGCAUGCACUCUUACGGAUACUUUUGCAAAUAUUCGGAAUGAAAGCAAUGCGAAAAAUACUACCAGAUCAACCAUCGGGGGCAAAUGCGACUCUUCUGCUGUUCUGACCAAGACGAAGCUUGAUCUUGCAGAAAGCUUGACGACAUCCAGCCAACACACAAAUACGCAACUCCUUUUGGCUUUGGAGCAGUUGAAAAAAGAAUUUACCCGAAUUUCAGAGGGUUGCAGCAACCGAAUUGUCUCGAUUCACUCCGACGGCAUUAUCGUCGGCGCCUAUAUUGGCGUGGCGUUUGAUAUAAGCUCGGUUUCAACUGUCCUAGACAGACUAACACGGCGUGCAAAGGAAUCGCCUGCACCGCAAAAGAUGAUGGCACAGAUAUGCGAUGAAAUGCGCGACGCAGGCCACAUUAUCGGUGUGACCGUCGAUUCCACAGCCAACGUCGAGUUCAUUCGUACAUUGCUUUUGGAGUGGAACAAUGCAACUUGCCAAAGCGAAUCCAUCCUGGGUACUCAUCAUGUCGAGGACAUUGGGGUUUGGGAGGUACCCCAGAGUCCCGUCAACACUGGCAACCAACGGAUCAUUCAUUUUCAUCAUGCUCGAGACGAUUUCAAGUCAAACAAAGCGGACCCAAGAGGGCCGUUUGAGGAGCCUUCCAAAUCCCACAGAGAUGUGCUUCCUACUCUGCAACCAGAUCAACUCGAGAAUGGGCAUGGAAGUAUACCUUUGGACGAGCCGGUUGAAGAUGUAUUGAAUCCUCCUUCAACAAUGAUAGUGAUAUCUACGAAUGGGCCGGAAAGUGAUUCCCCGAGCACAGUAGUGCUUCUGCCGUCAGGAAGAAGAUCCAAGGAGAAUGCAACCAAGGGGACUCAUCCGCUGAUCGGCACACCUUUGGAUUCUGCUCCCUGGACCCUACUGCAACCAGUGCAAAGAAGCACAGUUCAUGAAACGACCGGAACAAAGGCGUCUAAUCGACAGGAUCCAAGUAAUGGUAUGUUCGUAUCUGCGAGCCAGGUAAUUUCAGCGCCACCAAACACAUUACCUAGACAAACGGGCAUUCCUUCAGAUGAGCCAUUACAAAUUUCAUCGGACCAUGCAGGAAGCAGGGGUGUGGAAGAGUCCACAACCCUAUCAUCUGAUGUCCUCCUGAGCAGGCCAACGGACGGGCAAGGCAACUACAUUUCCACAGACCCAAUACCGGAAUCACCCAACAGCGGUGUAAUAAAGCCAGCUUCAGGUCCGUCAGAUCCAACAAAUACAUCCGCCAAGGCUCCAGUAAAGCCGACGGGUAGGAAGUCAAAGGAGCCAUUCGAUAGCCUGACAACAGACAACAUGGUCGAGUCAAACGUCCCGACGAAAAGGCUGUCGGAGUCCGCUUCUACCAAUUUAUUGAACCGACCAACCGACGGCUCGGACCCAACGUCAACAAAGCAACCGAUUGUAUCGACUGGUAUGUUUACGGACGUUCCUUUGGUUGACUCAACUGUUGACGACGAGUUUCCGUCAAACACCCAAGUUAUUACGACGAGUUACCCAGCCAUGGGGACCCCUGACCACGUCUCAACUGAGCCGUUUGCCAGACCCUCGGAAACGACUUUAUCGGAUUCAUCACGGACGAAUACGAUAUCGUCAUCACAUACGAAUCCCAUAUCGUCAUCACAGACGAAUCCCAUAUCGUCAUCACAGACGAAUCCCAUAUCGUCAUCACAGACGAGUUCGAUAUCGUCAUCACAGAUGAACCUGAUUAUUGUGCCGCACUUUGGGAAUCCAACCAGGCCACCGGCUAGAUCAAGUGGCACAACUAAAGCAUCAAUGAAUCCCAGCACGAACCCGCCGGACGAGGUUUUACCUGAGACGACAAGCAGACCAACUCCAGACAGGACAUCGACACCCGCUGCAGUGAUUAUAGCACCGCCAGUUGGCAUGCCCACAAGGCCCCUGAGCGGCCCCUCGGAACAACCCUCCCUCAGCUCACGGAGGACUCCUUCCGGGAGUGCACCGUCCGAUCUGCCGUUGCCUGAUCCUCCAGCGAGCCCGGCUCCGCCACCGGGAUCACAUCAACCGUCACCACCAGGGCUUCCGCCGCCACCAGGGCUUCCGCCGAUUCCGAAACCAGAGUUGCCCCAGUUACCACGGCUUCCUGGGCUACCGCCGGUUCCAAAGCUGCCAAGUCUACCACCACCGCCGGGGUUACCACGGCUUCCCGGAUUACCACCGCUUCCCGGAUUACCACCGCUUCCAAAGCUGCCAGGGUUUCCAUUUUUCCCAAUUGGCAGACCAGCAAGUCCGGGGCCGGGGCCGGGGCCGGGGCCGGGACCAGGGCCGAGUCUUCCGAAUAAAGCCGGAAAGCCUGCAGCACCGAAACCUCCGCCGGUGCCCGAGCCGGUGCCCGAGCCCGAAAAAGCGACAGAUAUUCCGACAAGCCGGCCGAGCAGCGAUUCAUCAAGCCAUUCAACAAGAAGAGAAACAAGCAUUCUAUCGGCUAGCGAGACCAACCCUUUUACAGACGACAGAAUAAGCAGCGAGCUGGCCAGCAGCACGAUCGAUACGCCGAGCCAGACAAAUGGCGCUAUUUCGACGAACAAACCCACCAACACAUUCACAGGCACGCACACGGAGCAAAUAUCAAGUCCAACACGCAGUCCGACAAACAAGGCGACACGCCGCCCGACUCACAGCCCAACCGGGAAGGGUUGCACCGAAAUCGUGGCCAAGGCCUGUACUGAGAUUGUGUCCAGCAAGCGCAUCAAAGUCCCCGUGAGCGGGUGGUCGACGACGACGAGAACGGUGUGCACGUCGACGACGGCAUGCGAGGUGCGCGACACGACGACGACGACGACGAUUGUGACAAGCAUACCAAGCUUUUACGUCGUCACGCCGACCGUCGCCAACGACUACAAACCCAAGACUGUGCCUCCCAACAGAUCGGCUCUCGAAAACUACCGCUCGUGGGAGAAGUCGAUGCAUCGCAACUCGACCUUUACGACGAUGCCAACACGGACAAAGACUCAUGGCACAAGAACCACAGACAAGCACUCGCGCACCAAGUUGUGGACUGAAAUGAACAUGAUGAAAAAGACGACAACGUCGAGCAAGACGCCGGUACCUACCACUACGACCCAGCCGUCGCCGCCAAAGCCGCUGGCCGAGUGUACCUACAAGUCGACGUUUAACUUUGGCAUCUCCUAUACACACUAUUUUGUCAUUGACGAGAUACGGGGCUGGGGUGCCGCAGGUCAUCACCUCAAGUCCCUGGUUUCCCAAUGCGACACCCUGACCAACUGGAACUUUAAAGAAGCAAGCGGCCGGCAUGGGGCCCAGGCUAAGUUCAGGUUGAAGAGCGGCAGGGUAAGCUGCGUGGAGGAAUGCAUCAUCAUGGCUGGAGGGCCGAAGAUUCGAUGCUUCUAA